AUGCACUUACCGUUAGUGAAACCCCGAUACAGAAACGGAUAUGAUAUCCUUUGUAAUCACGGUGUUUUUAAUUAUGACAUUUACUCCUCUCUUCUACCUAAAGAUACUGUUUACCUGGGUAUUGUUAGAGACCCUCUUGCAGUGUUUAUUUCAGCCGUUAACUAUUAUUCUCAGGAAUCGCAACAAAUUGAUUACAUUGCACAAAUAACAGGAAACAGGCUACAGGAACUUAUUCGAAGACCGGAAGUGUAUGACAGAGAAUUCUUCUCGUAUGCAAAAAACGUGAUGUCACGAGAUUUUGGGUUUCCGGAAACUAACAAUCGAAACCAUACAAUCGCGAAGCUGAAAGAAUUAGGUCUAAUAUUCAAACUUGUCCUACUUGUUGAACAUUUUGAAGAAUCACUUAUAUUAAUGAAACGGUACUUGAGCUGGAAGCUGAGGGACAUCUUGUUUCUAUCAAAUAAUGCUUAUGGAAAGGGGCAAACAGGAGAAGAUCUUACGUUAAAUGAUACAAAGAAAUUCAAAAUACGAAACCAGCUCGAUUACGCUUUAUACAUUUUUUUCUACAAAAAAUUCUUGGAUCAGUACAAUUCGGAACCAAAUGACAUUAACCUAGAAGUAAAGCAUUUUAAAAGUGUACUUUUUGAUCUCAAUACUUUUUGCAAUAAUAAAGCACAUGAAAACGAGAUCAGCGUGCUAACAGUGAAUGAAUCGAAAUGGACAGAACAGUUUACUCUGAUAUUUGAAGACUGUAAAUAUAUGAACAAGGAUGAGUUAGAGUUUAUAAAACUUUUACGCCAAAAACAAGGAAGUGAACUAUAUGACUAG
Molecule: messenger RNA, 828 nt
Organism: Mercenaria mercenaria
Lineage: Eukaryota; Metazoa; Mollusca; Bivalvia; Venerida; Veneridae
Product: galactose-3-O-sulfotransferase 2-like
Exons: 1
Coding region: 1-828 (275 amino acids)
Biological process (GO): glycolipid biosynthetic process
Cellular component (GO): membrane
Molecular function (GO): galactosylceramide sulfotransferase activity
Source: RefSeq, a predicted model, not a curated record